Molecule: messenger RNA, 2227 nt
Organism: Tetranychus urticae (two-spotted spider mite)
Lineage: Eukaryota; Metazoa; Arthropoda; Arachnida; Trombidiformes; Tetranychidae
Biological process (GO): positive regulation of DNA-templated transcription; regulation of transcription by RNA polymerase II; cell fate specification
Cellular component (GO): chromatin; nucleus
Molecular function (GO): DNA-binding transcription factor activity, RNA polymerase II-specific; RNA polymerase II cis-regulatory region sequence-specific DNA binding
Source: RefSeq, a predicted model, not a curated record
GGAUGAAGGACUGAAGGAUGAUACAAAAAUAAGGAGUAAAGAUGAUGAGCGGAAUGGUGAGGGAGGAGAAUCCCAGAAAAUGGGCUUUCUUUCUCUUGAACCAUUUUCGCUGUAAAAAUCUUUUCUCUUCGCUUUUUUUUCUCGCCUCACCAUGUUAUCCAACCUCCUCCGGAAGCGUCUAUAGGAACGGGUAAAGCCUUCAAUGGGAUGGUUAAGAUGGAUGAGGUUCAAGAAAAUUUAUUAACACAAGAAAAGGUAAAGAGCGAUUUUCAUGACGUUCAUAUGAGAUGAUGAGGUUUCGCUUUUGGAUAAACAUAAACAUUGGAAACAUUUUUCCCUUCUUCUCUGCCUAAAUCAAUUGACUUGGUUACAAGUCAAGUAACAUGCUUUAGUUGAUUAGGCAAAUGAUGAGUCUAAUGAUGAUAUUAUUUUCAAUUUUAACGCUCUAACAGUUUUGUUCACUUUGUUCAGUUGCGAAAAGUUUCGAGUUUUUAUUUCAAAUUUUUUCUACUUUGGAGUUAAAAAAUUUUUGUUCAUUUGUUUUGUCGGAUAAUGUUUUAUUCUGAUCGAGAAAAUCAAAGUUUCUUUAGCAAUUAUUACCAAGGAUAUCAUCUUCACACCCACUAUGGAUCCAUGGGAACAACCGAGUUGACCUCUUCACCUUCCCAUUCAAGUUAUCAGUUGAUUGGCAACCUCGAUAAGUCGACUUCUCGUUCAUCCUUUUGGGAUCAAGGGCCAAAUGACAUGUUCCCAUUGAGUCCCGAAGUGCACGAGAAUGCAAUUCAAACUCAUGACCCAGCUCAAGAGCAACUUGUUCAUCGGCCAAUCAGUGAAUCAAUCAGUGAAAAUGAGUGUAAAAAUGUGAACCUCCAAGUGAGUCAGAAAAUGAAGGAACCAAUUUGCUCCAAAGUUAAUGGAAAGUCUGAUGAGUGUCCAUCGAUGCAAGUGACAAGCCAUGAGUUAACUCAUCACCUUCAUGGACAACUCAAUGAAUCUCAUGAGAUUAAAUAUCUCAAUGUUAAUAGUUUGGAUGAAAUGGAAAGGCAAUCAUUGACGUUAAAUUUAGACGCAAUGUCCACCUCAACCUGUUCAUCCAAUUCAACAAGUCCGACAGUCGAACCAACAUUGACUUCGUCACCAUCUUCAACUUCAUCGUUUUCAAGUAAACCUGAACUUCAUCGGAAACUUUGGCAAGUCAAGGCAAUCCUCGAAAUGAAAUGUCUCUGGGACGAGUUUAACGCUCUUGGAACUGAAAUGAUUGUCACCAAGGCUGGAAGGCGAAUGUUUCCCACUUUUCAGGUUAAACUGAAAGGAAUGUGUCCAGAUUCUGAUUACAUUUUAAUGAUGGAUUUUUUGCCAGUUGAUGAGAAAAGGUAUCGCUAUGCUUUCCACAGUUCAAGUUGGAUUGUUGCUGGUAAAGCUGAUCCUUCAGCUCCACCUCGAAUCCACAUUCAUCCAGAUUCACCGGCUAAAGGGUCGCAUUGGAUGAAGCAAGUCAUCUCAUUUGAUAAGGUUAAACUGACCAACAAUCAGUUGGACGACAAUGGACAUAUUAUAUUGAAUUCAAUGCAUCGAUUUCAACCUCGUUUCCAUGUACUUUACUUGGCGACUGAAGAUGAAGAUUGUUUUUCAACUGAAAAUUUUAAAACUUUUAUAUUUCAAGAGACUUCAUUCAUGGCUGUUACAGCUUACCAAAAUCAUCGAAUAACUCAACUGAAAAUUGCGAGCAAUCCAUUUGCCAAAGGUUUUCGUGAUUGUGACAUGGAUGAAUGGUGAGUAAAUUGCACUUUAUCAACAUUUUACUGUCAUCUUCAACCUCAAUUAACCAUAUUAAUUGUUACGAUUUAUUAUCAAAUCAACUAAUAAGUCAACCUUUUCUUUUCCUUUUGUUUCCAUUAUUCAUUUUGGUAAAGAUUUUUCAACAUUUACUCGGGUAAUUUGGAUUACCAUUGAUGGUCAAUUUGUUGAACCGAUUAAUCGAUUGAAAGUCAAUAAUCGACUGUCAUCUCACAUGUUUCAGGUUAAAUCAAUUGUUAUAUUGACAGUUGAGAUUCACUUUUAAAAUUUAACAACAUUUAAGAUACAAUCAAGAUUCAAUCCAUUAAAGGUCAACACUGUACAACACAUUUUAUUUACUGGAAUCGCUUAUCAUUUUUCAAUUGUAUCUUCAUUGGUCUAUCAUUUUCAUGUAAGGUGAAUAAAAUAUAUAAAUGGACUUGAUGAUAAA